Messenger RNA from Xylona heveae TC161, 1962 nucleotides. Its product is annotated as retinal pigment epithelial membrane protein. Gene Ontology annotation, biological process: carotene catabolic process. Gene Ontology annotation, molecular function: carotenoid dioxygenase activity. The record is from RefSeq and is a predicted model, not a curated record. Lineage: Eukaryota; Fungi; Ascomycota; Xylonomycetes; Xylonales; Xylonaceae. The coding region runs from base 1 to 1962 and encodes 653 amino acids. The transcript has 3 exons.
AUGUCGUCAGAAUCUAGCGGGAAGAAUGAAAAGGGGAUUCAUCCGCAUCUGUCUGGGAAUCAUGCGCCAGUCCAGCGCACCUUCUCUUUGACGCCGUGUGCUUUUCAGGGCAAAAUACCCAAAGAACUUGCCGGAGGGCAGUACAUUCGGAAUGGUGGCAACCCCGUGACCAAUACCGAAUUAGACCGUGAUGCUCAUUGGUUUGACGGCGAUGGCAUGCUCUGCGGGGUUGCCUUUCAACGUCUACCUGGGGAAGACGAUGGUAUUCAACCGGAAUUUGUCAAUCAAUUCAUUUUAACCGAUGUUUAUUUAUCCACCGUCGAAAACAAAUUCCUCAAGAAACCUCUUUUGCCAAGCUUAUCCACUAUUAUAAGCCCGCUUUCUUCAUUGGUGCAGAUUUCUGCAGCGUUUCUCCGCUCCAUAACCCUUAUUUUGAUAUCUCGUCUACCUGGGUCUCAAACAGCUGUUGAGAGAGUCAGCGUUGCUAAUACGGCUUUGGCUUAUCAUGAUGGUCGUGCUUUAGCUACUUGCGAGUCUGGGCCGCCCAUCAGAUUCACAUUACCCGGACUCGAGACAGUCGGAUGGUAUAAUGGGUUGACUGUAGAUGGAGAAGUUGCUGGGCAGCAAAGAACAAGUUUUGGCGGCGGCGGAAUUUCCAGCUUUUUUAAAGAGUGGACUACCGCGCACCCUCAUGUAGACCCAAAGACAAAGGAAAUGAUUCUCAUCCACAUGGGAUUUGCAGCACCAUUUCUUCGCUAUUCGAUCAUACCUGCUGAUGUUCUAAACUCUACUUCAGCGGCCUUGAUCGGAUCUCCCGUCGAUGGAAUUGCGGCGCCCACUCUGAUGCACAGCUUCGGUGUCUCUCCAACUCAUACAGUCAUCAUGGACCUUCCGUUGUCACUAGAUCCUCGUAACUUGCUCAAGAAUAAAACCGUGGCUCAUUUUGACUGGAACAAGAAAUCGCGCUUCGGCAUCUUUCCUCGUCAUAACCCGUCGGCAAUCCGUUGGUGCGAGACUGAAGGCUGCUGCGUCUUCCAUACUGCAAAUACUUGGGACAAUGACGCUGCGGCCAUAAACGAUAGUCCAAAGCCAACCGUCGUCAACCUGCUGUUAUGUCGCCUCACUUCUGCAGCGUUUGUCUUCACUGCGGGAAGUGUUCCGGAGCCGCAAAGGCCAGCGGGGACAGCCGCUGACCUAGAAGGCGAGCAGGACCGUCUCUAUUAUUAUUGCUUUUCUCUUUCAAACUCCUCUUGUGAGGCGAUCAUCACACACCAGUGGGCGCUGUCAGUCAUUCCCUUCGAAUUUCCAAUUUUAAACGAAGAGUAUAACAUGAGCAAUGCUCGAUACAUCUAUGGAACAUCCGUAUUUGGAAGCACAUUCGGUGUUGCUCUUGGGAAAGGCGUCAAAAUAGAUGCCCUUGUGAAAAUGGAUACCCACACUCUCAUCGAGAGUGGCAAGUCUAUGGACAUUACUCCUGUUACCGGAAGCGUUGAUACAAGGUCCAUUUAUGAGAUCAUUGCAUCGACCAACCCGGACGACCCUAUCAAAGUCUUCGCCAUGCCCGAAGGGUGGUAUGCCCAGGAGUGCCGUUUCGUAUCCCGCAGUAAUCCUGCUAGCGAAGAUGAUGGAUGGCUCCUUACCUAUGUAUUUGACGAAUCCCAGCUCGACCAGAAUGGCAGUUGUCCUGAAAGUUCUGCGAGUGAGCUCUGGAUUAUUGACGCCCGCGGCAUGAAAGAGGUUGUCGCUCGCAUUCAUCUUCCGCAGCGCGUGCCUUACGGUUUUCAUGGAUACUGGUACUCUGAAGAAGACAUUUUGAACCAGCGUCCUGCUGAUUCCUUCCGCAAGCGACCGAUAGUAAUUGAUCAAGUCGACGAGAAAGGAGUACCAGCGGAGGAAAAUGGCAGUAUUGCCUGGAAUGCUUGGAUGGCAGUGCGGUGCUCGCUGCUCCGCAUUCUUUCUUGA